Aureobasidium pullulans EXF-150 is the source of this 683-nucleotide messenger RNA. RefSeq lists its product as uncharacterized. Lineage: Eukaryota; Fungi; Ascomycota; Dothideomycetes; Dothideales; Saccotheciaceae. The coding region runs from base 150 to 608 and encodes 152 amino acids. The transcript has a single exon. The record is from RefSeq and is a predicted model, not a curated record. Gene Ontology annotation, molecular function: DNA binding.
UCUCCCUUUUAUCUCCCUGUUCUUUCACUGUGCACGAUAAAUUAUCACAAACACUUUUUUCCGCAAACAAUCAAGCGCAUUCUCUUUUCUAAUAUAAUCUUAUACAACUGCUUGUCCGACGUUGCGAAUCAACAGCACUCACAUACAAAAUGAGCGACAACGAAAAGAUGGAAAGCUCGUCCUCCCCAAUCAGCGCGGCACCGCAGAGCCCCUCUAUCGGAGAACCCUCCACCAUCAGCAACAAUAAUAUCAAUCACAACACAUCAGCACAAUCACCCUCUCUGUCCCAAUCGGCCAAGAAAGGCAGAGGUCGCCCACGUAAAUACCACACUGAUGCCGAGCGUGAAGAAGCCAAACGCCGGUAUCGCGAAAACCACAAGACCAAAGCUGCAAGUGGAGGCGGGGUCUCGAAUUCUGGAAAUGCUUCCGCGAGUGCAAAUUUCGUUGUAGCAGCACAGCCGAAGCAGCAGGAUAUUGAUGAUCUGUGGGAAGCUAUGAGGGGUUUGCAGGAGGAGGUCGCGGGAUUGAAGAUGCAGUUGGCACAGAGGGAUGCAGCAGCAGCAGCUGCUGCGGCCGCUUUGCCGGGUCAGAAACGCAGGAAGGUGUGAUGGGAUAUGGUGUUGUGAGACGUUUCACGAGUUUCGAGGCAUUGACAGAGAGGUGAGAUAUUCCGAUCUUUUUGU